This is a messenger RNA of Xiphophorus maculatus (southern platyfish), 1495 nucleotides long. RefSeq names its product sorting nexin-4-like. The transcript has 3 exons. Gene Ontology annotation, biological process: protein transport. NCBI's taxonomy places the organism in Eukaryota, Metazoa, Chordata, Actinopteri, Cyprinodontiformes, Poeciliidae. The record is from RefSeq and is a predicted model, not a curated record. Gene Ontology annotation, molecular function: phosphatidylinositol binding. Bases 267 to 719 code for a protein of 150 amino acids.
AUUUUAUUGGGAUGAAACGAGUACAUACAGCCAACUCAGGACAGGACAACUGUAGUUUCUGUGUAUGACGCGCCUUCUCUACUGACUGAGUACAAAACUAAGCCUUGUUUUAAAAAUCCAGGGAAAAUAUAUCCUAGUGCUUUAAUGAAUGAUUUUUUUUUCUGUUUUCUUUGCUAUCAUAAUCCUUAACGAGUCGUAAUAUCUAGUAUUCGCGCGCAACAACACUGCGAGGCGAGCUGACUGGAUCCGUGGUCUGAUGAGGAAGGAUGGCGGAGGACGUGAAGGGAGAGUCGGUGGCUUCUAACGAUGAGUCGGACCGAGCAGCAUCUGACGAGAGCCUAAGUAACACGAUGCUGACAGAAGGCUCCUGUCUUCUGCGGAGGAUGGAGAUCUGUGUUGCUGAAGCUGAGAAAAGGAGCGGUAAGAAUGCAGUCAGCAUGCAGGAGACCUACACUGUGUACCUGGUUGAGACAAGGCCAAUGGAUGCAAUCGCAGAAGGCCGUAAUCCACCGCCUGACUCUCUGUGGAGGCGAUACAGUGAGUUUGAACUGCUGAGGAACUAUCUGAUAGUUACAUAUCCAUACAUCGUGGUUCCUCCUCUGCCUGAGAAGAGGGUGAGUUCAGUGUGGCUCCUCAUGAAAAUGUCCAUGUCCCUCAUCCGUUGUUUCAAUACAGCAUUAAUACUGUGUCUACGUAUUAAUGCACCUCUCAUUUAUUAGUUAUUUUAUAUAUUCAGGCAUAACUUGCCCAAAUCAUCACCCUGGUGGGAAAGCAGCAUUGUGGCAUUGUUUGUUCACUUCAACACAUUUCCUGCUUAAACAGCCAUUCAGGCGUGCUUGGUAUCAUUGUCUUUCUGAAUGUCCUAAUGUGAACAAAGCAUCAGUUGUUGGACAGAUGGUCUCACAUUUGACCCUGGAAUAUUUUGACUCAGCUGACUUUUUUUCAACACAUCAGUGCAUCUUACUGGUGAUGCUGGAUAUUUCCUCCCUCAGUGGAGUAAUUCUCUGUCCAACAUGGUGUGACUCAAAGUACCUGAAGAAACUAGAACAGCAUGUCUUCUCAGGGAUUUGAUUCUGUUCUCUCGUUUAUUUAAAAAUAUGGUUUACAUCGGGUUUCAGAGCUGAAUGUACAGAACAGAUUCUUCUGUUCUGUACAUUCUGGAAUCUAAUCAAAAUCUUGAAUUUAAGUACUAAAUGAGUAUAAAUAAGAAUAGACAACAGAAAUAGAACAUAUACGCAUUUUGGUUUCCAGAUAUUUUCCCAAUUACAUUCUCUAAAAGAUAGAUCCAUCUAUCCAUCCAUCCAUGGAUGGAUAGAUGCACCUUUUCUUCAUUUACUCUGCCUGGAAUUGAUCUUGAUCUCUGUAGAAAUAUAGAUGAAAUCAGAUAUUUACUGAAGUUUUUGGUAAUUUAUUCAAAGUCAUAAGCUUACGUACUUUUAUGAUUAUAAUUCCCUGAAACCAUUUAGGAAAUCCUAGAAGAUGAUGUGAUGGAAUU